AUGUCUAGCCGUGGUAGACCAACAAAGUGGGCAGGAACCCCGACCCGGUACAAGGACGUGGGGAAAACAAAACUCAAUACAAUUAUCUCAGGGCAUCUUACCCAAGAACAAAUCGAUGCCUAUCAACAAUACUUCCGUAUAGAAGAGAUAUCUCAUUUGCUUCGUGUGGCACAUGAACUGCGCAGACCCUUAUUGAGCUUGAUUCCUUCUGGAACCGAGGACUCACACUACCAAAGAGAUCCCUCCCCUCCGCCAAAGUAUGAUUCACAUGGACAGAGAGUCAACACCAGAGAGAAUAGAACACGGGUAUUCCUCGAAAAGGAAAGACAUUACUUGGUGGACGAAUCAGUGAAGGGUGUGAAGAAUUUCAUGCCUCCAGUGGAAUAUCGUAAUCCUGCCAGAACAACUGAAAAAAUCUAUAUCCCUGUGAAGGAUUACCCAGAUAUCAAUUUCGUGGGUUUACUUUUGGGUCCAAGAGGGAACACUUUGAGACAGUUACAAGAGCAGAGUGGUGCUAGACUUGCUAUUCGUGGUAAAGGUUCCAUCAAGGAUGGUAAAUCUAGUGGUACGAAUAAUGACGAUGACGAUGAUUCAAAUAGCGCACUCUCUUCUGCAUCAUUCUCCAAUCCCAAUCUUAGUUCCGGUGAUGAUUUACACGUUCUAAUCACAUCAGAUUCACUGGAUAAUAUUGCAAAGGCGAUCAAAUUAACCAAUGAAGUUAUGGAGAAGGCCAUAUCUUCGCCUGUUGGUCAGAACGACUUGAAGAGGGGCCAAUUGCGUGAGUUGGCUAUUUUAAACGGUACUCUCAGAGAAACAAAACCAUAUAAUCCCGAACAACAACAAAGGAGAAGACCAAUGGGAUUGGAUGUGACUCAAAUUAUUUGUCUGAACUGUGGAAAAGUCGGUCAUUAUGCAAGAGAUUGUUUAGUGCGCAGGGCUAGUCCUGCUGAAACCACUCCAACAGUUCAAAAUCAUUCUCAUGAUACACCAGGUAAAAAUGUUGCCGAAGAUCAAUCUCCAGCUUGGAAGAAAAGCAAGCCAAAUUUGCCGUUGCCUCCUUGGAACAUGAGCAAUUCUUCCAAACCUUUACAGGCACAAGAAAUCCCACAACCCAUGCCUAUAGCAACACCCAAAGCUCCUUCAUUUGUAUCACAAUCAAAUGAGCCUUCUGUAUUGGGAGCUCCACCUCCUGCAGGUCCUCCAUCUAUACCGCCACCUCCUAAUACAACCAUUAGACCGCCACCACCUCCACCAGCUGGAGCAGUACAGCCACCGCCACCUCCCCCACCAGGGAGUUCACUUCCAAAGCCUCCACCUCCCCCACCAGGAAGUUCACUCCCAAAGCCUCCACCUCCCCCUUCAGGGGAUUCAAAACCUCCUCCACCUCCACCAUCUACAUAG
Molecule: messenger RNA, 1401 nt
Organism: [Candida] anglica
Lineage: Eukaryota; Fungi; Ascomycota; Pichiomycetes; Serinales; Debaryomycetaceae
Source: the annotation of a GenBank genome assembly